CGGUAUCAGUAUGAACCUCUUGGUCUAAAGAGAUUAAGCUAAUGAAUUGUCGCUCAAUUUAAAAUUAAAGACUAUGAUUAAGUAGUAAAUGAUUAAGCCCUUUUAUCUUCAUUGUUUGGAACAGAGGCUAAAUUCUCUCACAGAUAGAUUAUGUUUUUGGGACUGAAUCACUUCUCAUCCUCCCACUGGAUUGAUUGCUCACUCUUCGUAUCCUAGUGACUUGCAAAAUUUGUUUGCAGGCCAGGUUACAGAGACAAGAAGAUGGCAGGUGCAGAUCCGGUGCUUUCUGUUGUGGCUGAGCAACUGCUUACUGCACUCGUGAAGGAAGCGAAGCAUGCACAUGACUUCAAAAACGAGUUCGACUUCAUGAAGCAGAGAGUAGAUGGUAUAAAGAAAUUACUUGACAAUGAAGAUAACUGCAAUCAGCACAUAAUCCAGCGUUUCCCUACAUUCAGAGAAUUUGAGGAUCAAGUACAUGAUAUAUUAACAGACUGUUCACUCAGAGAAGAAUAUCAGAAACACGGACCCUUGUCAAAGUUGUUUCCUACGAAUUUCUUCUUCAAACGUGGAACAUGCAAGAAAAUAAAGGAUAUUAAUCUGAGGAUGAAGAUGACAUUAGAAAUUUUGGGGAAUUCUUUGCAAGUGCAACAGUUUGCUAGCAGCCUCCAAAAGAAUGUUACAUGUAAAUUUAGAUGGGAGCAUGAACGACCAGAGCAAAUAAUAAUUGGACUUGAUAGGGAUGCGGAAAAGAUAAAGAAGUGGAUUCUUUGCAAGUACGAACUUCAAAAGAUUGGCAUUGUGGGCAUGGGAGGCUUGGGGAAAACCACCAUUGCCAAGCUAAUUUUUGAAGAAGAUGAGGUAAAAAGUCAGUUCCACUACAGGAUUUGGGUGUCAGUUUCUCAAACUUUUAAAGAGAAGGAAAUCCUAACGAGCUUGUUAGAUCAAUUUAGAAAGCAAUCAGGUGAACAACCAGGACAGAGUGGAUCUAUAGAUUGUAAAGAGAUGUUAGAUCAUAUUAUUUCACGGUUGAAAGAAAAAUCCUGUCUCAUUGUUUUUGAUGACAUCUGGGGCGACAAGCAUUUCACUUGGUGGGAGGGCUUUUUCUCUUAUGUAUCAACUAUAGCUCAUAAACAAACUUGCUUUAUUAUCACGACCAGGGAUAAAGAAGUUGCUUAUGCUAUCCAAGUUGACGAAUUGCGAGUUCAUGAGCCCAAAUUCUUGAAUGAGAAAGACAGCUGGUCAUUGUUCUGCAGCCAUGCAUCUCUGGAAGACGCAAAUUUAGAAAAGCUGGGGAAAAUCGUAGCCGAGUGUGGGGGACUUCCAUUGGCGAUCAAGACGAUAGGAGGCUUACUGGGAUCAUCAUUUCAUAUUGAUAAUUGGAAUGCAAUCUGGAUAAACUUGUGUAAACCCAACAUCACAGAAGAAAAUAAAGUAACGACUUCUCUGCAUCUAAGCUACAAGGCACUCCCGCCCUAUCUGAGGCAAUGCCUUUUAUGUUUCUGUAUUUACCCUGAAGAAAUACAAGCUGAAAAGUUAAUCCAUUGGUGGGUCGGAGAAGAAUUCAUCCAGGGCAAAGACUCGAAAACUGCAAUAGAAAUGGGCUUUGAAAGCCUGUCUAAGCUGGUGAGCACAUGCCUUGUUGAGGUUGUGCACAGGCAAGACUCUGAUGAAAGAGUCUAUAAAUACAAAUUGCAUGAUCUGGUGCGGGGUUUGAUCAUUCAGAUAGCGAAAGUUAAGGAACUUUGCAGCUUUGACGAGGAAGGCAACCAAAAUUUUCAUAAAGAUUCUCGAGCUCGGUGGUUGGGUUUCAGAAGUGGAAUGGAUGCAAAAUUAUUGAAAGGAAGUCCAAAGCUGAGAGCACUGCUGAUGACUAGCAAUCGCGCUCCAUUCCACAGGAAUUUGGGUUCACUUCGUUCACUCAGGGCGUUGGACUUGUCUAACAAUACGCUUGACAAUAAUCAAUUGAUGAAUCUUUUCAGUUGGAUUAGCUCCAUCAAACGCCUAGCAUAUCUAAAUCUAAGUGGAGCCAAGCAACUCCAAGAAGUUCCACAUUCGAUUUGCAAACUCAGAAACCUCCAGCUCUUAAUUUUAAGGGGAUGCAGUAUGCUAUCCAAACUAAGUCCUUCAAUCACUUGUCUGAAAAAGUUGACAGUAAUGGACCUAUACUCUUGUAACAAGCUUCCAUACCUACCUCGUGGACUAGGGAGGCUCUCCCAGCUCCAAGAAUUGUCUGGAUUCAGAGUGGUGGCUCAGGAUAACAGAAGAAGCUUCUGCUUAUCAAAAAUAAAAACCAGAAGCAGCUGUUCAGUUCAUGAACUUGGAGAACUAGGCGAGUUAAGAGUAUUGCGAAUGCUUUGGAGUAAAGAAAGCGAAAUAACAGAAGAAGAGCAGAAUGUCUUUUUAAAGCUUCAGAAACUCAAGGUUCUAGCCAUUGAUUUUGACACAGAAAAGCUAUCAGAAGGAGAUAGUAUGCUAAGGAUGCUAGAUCGGCUUUCUCCUCCCCCAAGAAUUGAGCAGCUGUAUCUCAGGCAUUACCAUCACAAAAGGCUGCCGGCAUGGGUUAAUCGCCAGAGACUGCCUGAAUUGAAAUAUUAUUGUAUCAAUUAUCAUGUAGAAGCCCUGCCUGAUAGCUGCACGAGUGAUGGCAUCCCACAAUUGACUAGGACAAGUUGAUGCAAAAGGAGAUGAUUGUAAUUUUGUUACGCUGAGCAGAGGUUAGCGGCAGCUCCUAGUUGGUAUCAAUUGAUGAAUCAUUCAAGGCAGUAGGGAAUCAAAACCGUUGCUGUAUAUUCACUAGUGUUGCAUAAACUUUUAUUGCAUGUGAUUGUAUUUUUUUUUUUCAAGUGGAUUGUAUUGCAUUAAGUUAUUGCUAAAUAUAUAUAUAUAGGUGCUGUAA
This is a messenger RNA of Hevea brasiliensis (rubber tree), 2896 nucleotides long. RefSeq names its product disease resistance RPP13-like protein 4. Gene Ontology annotation, biological process: defense response to other organism. The record is from RefSeq and is a predicted model, not a curated record. Lineage: Eukaryota; Viridiplantae; Streptophyta; Magnoliopsida; Malpighiales; Euphorbiaceae. The coding region runs from base 262 to 2673 and encodes 803 amino acids. Gene Ontology annotation, molecular function: ADP binding. The transcript is spliced from 2 exons.